AUGGCGUCACUGUCUCCCUCCAUUUCUCAUCCGUGUGUAUCAAUAAAUUCCUUCCAACAAGCAAUUCCAAAUUUUUUUCCACUCCGGGGAAGAAGGAAGAAGGAGGAGAAGAAGGUGGAGAAGAAUCCGUAAUUAGGGUUCUUCUUCCAUGACUAUCACCUCUCACGGGCCUGCAGCUCUGCAAUAAUCGCCAUCGCUUGGUCCGUCCUCCCCCCUACCAAUUUCAUUUCGUUUAAAAGUCAAUGGCCGAUCGCGCCGAGUCGUCUCCCCUCGUUGCCCCGUCGCCGAUGGGCGACCCCAGCGAAAUCGACCUCGAAGCUGGGCCCGGCGAGCAAAUCCAGUGCCGAAUUUGCCUUGAAACUGAUGGGAGGGAUUUUAUUGCUCCGUGCAAGUGCAAAGGCACGUCAAAGUAUGUUCACCGGGAAUGUCUAGACCACUGGAGAGCAGUGAAGGAAGGAUUUGCAUUUGCUCAUUGUACAACUUGCAAGGCGCCAUAUCAUUUGAGAGUUCAUGUAGCUGCAGACCGGAAAUGGAGAACCUUGAAAUUCCGAUUCUUUGUCACCAGAGAUAUUCUAUUUAUAUUUCUGGCUGUUCAACUUGUUAUCUCUUCCCUUGCAUAUCUAGUGUAUCUCAUAGAUGGAUACCAGAAGUUCUGGCUACUGCAUGCAUGGGGAUUUGAAAGUGAACUCAGUUUCUACUACAUAUGUGGAGCACUGCUGUUCUUUGCUUUGCUGGGGCUGUCUGGGUGCUUUAUAACAUGUUAUGACCGAAGGGUUAGGAAUGAUUUGGCUCAGCCCUGUCGAGAAUUGUGUUUAUGCUGCUGUCAUCCUGGGAUCUGUGCUGAUUGCCAUUUACCUGGCACGCUCUGCAUGUGGACCGAUUGCACCACAUGCUUUGAGAGCUGUGCAAGUACUGCCACUGAGUGUGGCUGCCUAGGAGGAGCGGGUGAAGCAGGGUUGCCUCUGUUGUUUAUAGUGGCCUUGGUCGUUCUUGGGCUGUUUACAGUGAUUGGCAUAUUCUAUAGCGUGCUAGUUGCCACAAUGGUUGGACAGCGGAUAUGGCAGAGACACUAUCAUAUUCUCGCAAAGCGGAUGCUUACUAAAGAAUACGUGGUCGAGGAUGUUGACGGUGAGAUGACAGGAUCCGAAUGGUCUCCACCGCCUCUCCCAGCGGAGCAUGUUCAGCAGCUCAAGUCACUUGGCCUGCUAUAAUUCUCACGCAAGAGGAACGCUGGCAUCCCAUUGGAAGGAAUUCUACGAAGUGUAGAAACAACUAACUCGUUCUACUCCGGUAAGUAUCUGAAGGACUUUGUGCAUCUAAUUGGCACACCUGGGUGAUGUAUAUCUACGUCCAUAUAUCGAAGGAGCAAUUUGGUGGCGAGGUCUUGUGGGUUCUAUAAAUAGAUUAAUCCUAUGUGUAGAAAGAUGAAAAACCUAAGCAAAAAGCAGUUGAAUCCUCCGCUGAGGUUUAGAAAGGAAAACUGCAUAUAUGAGAUUUAUAAUGCAUCUCUCGAUGAUGACUAUUGCCUAUCUUAUCUUUUCUUCUUUUGCCCUUAAUAUAUGUAUGGAUGCCUUUUGUUUCCGCAACCGCAAUGAAAUCGCCUCUUCUUAAGCUUA
Molecule: messenger RNA, 1616 nt
Organism: Punica granatum (pomegranate)
Lineage: Eukaryota; Viridiplantae; Streptophyta; Magnoliopsida; Myrtales; Lythraceae
Source: RefSeq, a predicted model, not a curated record